UAUAUAAUUUAUUCAAAUUUGUUUUAUGUAAUUAAAGUAUACAAUUAUAUCAUAAAUUAAUUUAUAAAUAAUAAAACUUCAAACUGAUCACCAUAGUGAUUACUUAUCAUGUUUUAUAACAACCGGCUAGAUGUUAGAUCUAUAAUAAUCAUCUGUACCCUUAUUUUAUAUAAUUUUGUUUUUUUGUAAUGUUUAAAUCAUAAUUUAUUAUUAAUUAUUACGAAAUAUAAUGUUUUUACUUAUUUAGUUUGUAGUAUAUUGUAAAAAAUGAUCAGAUGUCCGGUUUAAUCUGUGAUAGUUACUUAGUCAUCGACUUAUAAGCUGUAUAUAUAAAAUGAAUAAUGACAAUGCAAAUGCUGAUUCAUCUUUAACAAAAAAAAAAAAGAAUUCAUCAUUUCCGCGACCUAGCAAUGCAAUAUUGACGAGAAUUACAUCAACUGAAUCUUUUUCUGAUAGUGGAUAUAGAGAAAAAAAUGAAAUAAGAUUACUUUUAGAAACAAAUCCAGUAAUACCAAAACUAUCAAAAUUACCGGAUAUAAGCAAAUUUUUAAAAAAACCUGAGUCUUUAAAAAAAUUCAAUACGAUAAAAGACCGAGAUGAAAUAAUAAAAAACUACAUGAACGAGUGCGCUGUAAUACAAAAAAUUGACUUAAUGGUAUCUAGACAACAUUUACCAGCUAAACAUCAAGAUAUUAUAAAACGUCCCCAGUUAUAUUAUCAUAAAAAACUUAAAGAAUUUGCUGAUUCUGUGGAACCAACACCCCUUCAUGAGUCGUGGAUUUUAAAUAUUAUCAAUAAAGUCAAGACAGCACGUUGGAAGCAUGCAAAAGUUCCUCGUGUAAUAUUAGAUGAAGUCAAAAUAGAGUAUGCUAAAGCAAUGAAAAAACUACAAAGCGAUGGAAUUAUUAAACCAUUAACUGAGGAAAUGACUCCAGUAAAUUCUCAAAACAUUAAACUAAAUCUUCAGCCUUAUGAAAAAUUUGAACAUCUUUCAUUGCAAGAUCACAAAAUAUUUUUGAAAAGGCAAAAUCUUCUUUCUAAACGUCUUCAUUUAACUCAUAUAACAACUAUCACUGUGUUAAAUUUUACAAAACGAAUGAUACCAAAUAUAUUGAUAGAAGCAGAAACAUAUAGAUCUGAAGAAUUUCCAAGAGAACUUAAUGAUUUAAUGGCAACAAUUGAGCAUGAUUUUCGAAAAAUUGACGUGUUUCUUGCUAAAGAAUGGUACAAAGAGGUUAUUCAUAUUUUAUCAAAACAAGGAGCAUUAGAUAAAAUAAAGAAGUCAUCACUUGCCCAAUUUUUCCGAGGAUUAACAACAGUAAUUAGCCUGGAGAUCGAACAUGUAAUAUUGAAAUCGACGGAACAUAUAUUAAAUGUAUUUGGGAACUCAUUAACAACACCUAAACUAAAUUUCAAGUUACAUUUUAAUGGUUCAAUGUGUGUAAGCGUUCCUAGUAUAAAUGAAGUUAGUGAACAAUACUGUUCUAUUAUGAACUUAAUAAAUACUGUUUGUUGUGAACUACCAUCUCUAGAGUAUUAUUUUAAAUUACCAAUACAGAGCCAAUUUAUACCAAUUAAAAGAGACCAUAGUUAUAUUCAAGACGCCAAAAUCAAAUUAACAACUAAAUUAAAUGAUAUAUACAAAGAAUUGGCAGAUUAUUUGAAAAAAAUUGAAGAUAAUUUUAGCGAGAUCUUAAACAAGCAUCAACCUAUACAAUUAAAUAAGUAUCUGGAAAAAGAUCGAACUUACGAAGAACUACUAGAAACAUUAUAUUUAUUUGACAAUUACAGGCUUAACGCUAUGGAACUUGCAGACGAAUGGGAGUUUGAACUUGGAAAUAUCAAUGUAAUUGGUUUAAAGUCUUAUGUAAGUGAUACUGCAAAGAAAUAUAUGAAUCAAAUAAUUAAUCACAUCAUUAAUAAACAGCUUGAUGACAACACUAAAUAUUCACUAGCUUGGGUUUGCAUGAAAUUUGAUAAAAUGGUUUCACGAGCGGUUUCUCAGCCAAAAGAUACUAAAGAAUUUCUAGAUCUAGGCCAAUACAUGCUUUAUGUAAGCACAACUUUUAUGAGUGAAAUGACUAGUACUGUCAAGCAAAUAACUUCAGUCGCUUGUGAUAUCUCUCGUUAUACACAUCUUCCUAAAGAAUUCUGGGAUGCUCAUAUAUCUGCUAUUCAAUGGAUUCAGAACAUAGCUCCGGUUUUUCUCAAGUACGGAAGUAUGUACGAAGCUGGAAAAUCCAAUAGAGAAGAAAAUCUAGCAAAAGUUAUAAGUCAAUUAAACUAUGAUUUAGAUGCUUUUACACCACAUCUAACUUUCUUAGAUCGUAUAGAUGAUACUAACAAACUUUAUGAAUAUAUAUUGUAUAUUAAUACGCUUAAUAGAAAAAUAGAAGCUUUUGAUGCAACAGUUUCUUGGAUCAAUAAAGAAGAAAAAUUAUUUAACAAACCUAUUAGCACAUUUCCAGAACUCGACGAAAUAAAAGAUUUUACGACACCAUUUAUCAAUCUUAUAGUUUUUUCCUAUAAAUGGUUUCUCAGGAAAAACGUUUGGAUGCGAGGAGAUUUUGAUAAACUGAAGCUGUCCGACAUUGAACUAGAAGUAGAUGAAUUUUACAAAGAAGCAGUUAAAACUCAAAAAGUGUUUAGAGUAAAAUGUAAAGAAAUGCUUGCACAAAAUUUUAGCAAGCGGUAUGAAGGUAUCAUUGAUGACACAGACAUGAAUUUGUGGCCAGCACCAUUAAAAAUAGUAUUCCAGACCGUUAAUAGUAUGAAAGAAUUCAAGCAAUACUUACCAAUAAUCGGUAUUAUGUGUAAUCCAGCGUUAAAAGAAAGACAUUGGCAAGAAAUGUCUGAGAUAAUGGGAUUUGAUUUGACUCCAAAUGCUGGAACUAAUCUAUCAAAAAUAAUUGAUUAUCAUCUCGAGCCCCUUAUUCCACAGUUCGAUGUUAUAAGUGUUGGAGCUACUAAAGAAGAGCAACUAAAAAAAUCACUAAAUAAAAUGAAAGAAGAAUGGCAAACUAUAAGUUUGUCAACAAGUCCCUAUAAAGGUACAAAAAUAAAUAUAAUAUCUGGAUUGGAUGAUAUUCAAAUGAUAAUUGAUGAUCAUUUAAUUAAAACUAUAUCAAUGCGUGGAUCAGCCUUCGUAAAACCUAUAGCAGCUGAAGUAAAAGAAUGGUUUGAUCUUAUUAAUAGAAUAAAUAUGACUCUCGAAGAAUGGGCGAAAGUUCAAAUAAAAUGGCUUUAUCUUAUGCCGAUAUUUAGCUCUAAGGAUAUUGUUGCCCAAAUGCCCGAAGAAGGAGCCCUAUUCACUGAAGUUGAUACAAUUAUAAGAGGAUUAUUAAGUUUGGUAGGAAAAAAACCAUUAGCUGUCCAGUCUGUAGGACAAGAAGGUAUCCUAGAGUCAUUAAAAAAUUGUGUCGAAUUGAUAGAAAAUAUUACAACCGGUGUCAAUAAUUAUUUAGAAAAGAAGCGCUUAUAUUUUCCAAGAUUUUUCUUUCUUGGAAAUGAUGAAAUGUUGGAAAUUUUAUCUGAAACAAAAAACCCUAAAAGAGUCCAGCCAUAUUUAUGUAAAUGUUUUGAAGGAAUUUCCAAACUUGAGUUUAACAAUGAUUUAGAUAUUUUGAAAAUUUUAAGUAAAGAAGGAGAAGAAGUUAUUUUAGUAGAAACAAUAUCAACAGUUGAAGCGAGAGGAAGUGUAGAAAAAUGGCUAGUACAGUUGGAAGAAAAAAUGAUAAAAUCAAUUAGAAGUAUUAUUGAAAAAGCUUUUAAAGAAUAUCCUACAAUAAAUCGAACAGAUUGGGUUCAAAAAUGGCCAGGUCAAGCAAUAUUAUGCGUUGAUCAAAUAUUUUGGACAUCAGAAGUGCAUGAACUAUUUUUAGAAAAUAAACCAGGACAAAUGAAAUCUCAUCUUACAUUUUUAACAAAUCAAUUGAACAAUAUAGUUGAUUUGGUUCGUGGAAAAUUAAAUUCGCAAACUAGAACAACUCUGGAAGCAUUAGUGACAUUAAAUGUACAUGGAAGAGAUGUCGUUAAUGAAUUGCAAAUUAACCAUGUUUCUCAAGCAAUGGAUUUUAAAUGGCUUAGUCAACUUAGAUACUAUUGGGAAGAUAAUGUAAUGGUUCGUAUCACUAAUGCAACCAUUCAAUAUGCUUAUGAAUACUUAGGAAACUCUCCUAGACUUGUUAUAACACCUUUAACUGAUAGAUGUUAUCGAACAUUAGUUAGUGCAUACCAUUUACAUUUAAAUGGAGCACCCGAAGGACCCGCUGGCACUGGAAAAACUGAAACAACUAAAGACUUAGCAAAAGCUUUGGCUGUACAAUGUGUAGUUUAUAAUUGCUCUGACAGUCUUGAUUAUUUAGCAAUGGGAAAAUUCUUUAAAGGUUUAGCAUCUGCUGGAGCUUGGGCAUGUUUUGACGAAUUUAAUAGGAUUGAUAUUGAGGUUCUUUCAGUAAUUGCUCAACAAAUUUUAUGUAUUGCUCAAGCAGUUAGAGCCAAUCUUGAAACAUUUAUUUUUGAAGGAACAGAAAUAAUUUUAAAUAAGAGAUGUUAUGUGUGUAUUACUAUGAAUCCUGGAUACGCAGGUAGAUCAGAACUACCAGAUAAUUUGAAGGUUUUAUUCAGAACAGUAGCUAUGAUGGUACCAGAUUACACAAUGAUUGGUGAGAUACAACUAUAUUCAAAUGGAUUUGUCAAUGCACGUGAACUAUCAGUAAAAAUUGUUACUACGUAUAAGUUGUGUUCUGAACAACUAUCUUCUCAAUCUCACUAUGACUAUGGUAUGAGAGCAGUCAAAACAGUUCUUACUGCUGCUGGAAAUUUAAAAAUGAAAUUUCCCAACGAUGAUGAAUCUGAACUCUUACUGAGAUCAAUAUUAGAUGUAAAUUUGGCAAAAUUUUUAAACAAAGAUGUUCCUUUAUUCAAUGGUAUUAUAUCUGAUUUAUUCCCUGGAGUGAAAUUGCCUGAUCCAAAAUACGAUAAUUUUCUUAAUGCUGCUAAAGUCGUAUGUAAUAAAAGGCAUUUACAACUAACAAAUAGUUUCAUAAAGAAACUUAUACAAACUUAUGAAAUGAUGAUCGUUAGACAUGGAUUUAUGAUGGUUGGUUAUCCUUUUGGUGGAAAAACAUCUAUAUUGAAGGUAUUGGCAGAUAGUUUGACUUUACAAAAUAAGUUAAAUCAAGGAGAAGAGAUAGUUGAAUAUGAAACUAUUAACCCUAAAGCCUUAACAAUGAGCCAGCUGUAUGGGUGCUUUGAUGAUAUAUCACACGAGUGGACAGACGGUGUUGUAGCUACAACGUUUAGACGAUUUUCAAUGUCAGAAAACUCAAAUAGGAAAUGGUUAAUAUUUGAUGGACCAGUUGACGCCGUUUGGGUAGAAAAUAUGAACACUGUUUUGGAUGACAAUAAAAAGUUGUGUUUAAAUUCAGGGGAAGUCAUGAGUAUGCCUUCUUGUAUGUCUAUGAUAUUUGAAGUGAUGGAUCUCACACAAGCAUCUCCUGCUACUGUAUCUCGAUGUGGAAUGAUAUACAUGGACCCUAUUAUUUUGGGUUGGAAACCUUUACUGGAAUCCUGGAUGGAAACAUGUUCUGAAUUUUGGUCUACUGGUCAAAAUGGUAUUGAUAUAAUGAGUUUAUUUGAUUGGAUUGCACCACCGUGUCUUUAUUUUAUUCGUCGAAGUUGUACUCAAUUAACAACAGCAGGAGAAACAAACAUGGUUAUGAAUGUUUUAAAUCUACUCGAAAUGCAACUAAAAAAUGCUUCUGUUGAUAAUAAAAUGUAUUAUGAUUAUUUUACUAAUUAUUUGCAUGGAUCAUUUGUGUAUGCAGCAAUAUGGGGAUUUGGUGGUACAUUAGAUUCUUCUUCCAGGCCAGUUUUUGAUUCCUACUUCAGACAACUAUGGAGAGGUGAUAACCCUAAUUUUCCACCACCUGAAAAUAUUAGUUGUAUAGAAAUUCUCGUCCCAAACGAAGGAUUACUAUAUGAUUAUGUCUUCGGUUGCACAGCAAAAGGCUCAUGGAAACACUGGACAGAAAUAGCAAAAACUAAUAAAAUAGAAGAAAUGAGUAACAUAGAACAAACUUUAGUACACACCAUUGAUACAUCAAGGUAUCUACAUUUAGUCGAUAUGUUCAUUCAUUUCCGGAAACCCUUAUUAUUAUUCGGAGCUACUGGAACAGGAAAAAGUUUUUAUAUAAAAAAGUACAUGAUGACUAAAUUAUCGUUGGAUAAAUAUGUUCCAUCUUUUAUUACAUUUACAAGUCAGACGUCUGCUAAUUUUACACAAGAAAUGGUAAUAUCAAAACUUAUUAAACGAAAACGUGGAGUUUAUGGUCCUCCAAUAGGUAAACAAUGUGUUAUAUUUGUUGAUGAUAUGAACAUGCCAGUUAAAGAACAAUAUGGAGCACAACCCCCUAUUGAGUUAUUAAGACAAUUUUUCGAUCAUGGACAUUGGUAUGACUUGCAUGACACCAGUAAAGUUUACAUAAAAGAUAUUCUCCUUCUAACUGCCAUUGGGCCACCUGGUGGUAGUAGACAAGAUGUCUAUUAUAGAUUUUUAAGACACUUCGGACUAUUUUCAAUAAAUUCGUUUGAUGAUGAAAGUAUAACAAAAAUAUAUUCGACAUUACUCCAAAUAGGAUUGAGAAGGAAUGGAUUCACAUUAGAAGUAAUGCCAAUUAUUGACAGCAUAGUUGAGUCUACAAUUCAUUUAUAUAGAUCUGCUAUGACCAAUCUAGCUCCAACACCUGCUAAGUCUCAUUAUUUAUUUAAUUUAAGAGAUAUUUCGAAAGUAACUAAUGGGAUACUCAUGUUUAGAAAAGAAAGUUACACAAACAAAAAAAUUUUUACGAAGUUAUGGGUUCAUGAAAUUAUGCGAGUUUUUUAUGAUCGUCUAAUUGAUGAUAAAGAUAGAGAAUGGUUAUUUACAGAAAUUCGAAAAAAUGUUAGUCAAUACUUCCUAGACACAUUUGAUGUUUUGUUCAAUUAUUUAUCUACAUCAACUCCAAUAUGCCAUGAGAAUAUGUCGAAUCUUAUCUUCACAAGUGCAUUGGAUUUGGAUGCCUUAGAAGAUAAGAAAUAUGAAGAACCACCAUCGUUAAAGGCUUUUGAAAAUGUUACAAAAAUGGUAAUGGAUGAAUAUGAUAUGACACAUAAAUCGAAACUUAACAUAGUUUUAUUCAAAUAUGCUCUUGAACAUCUAUCAAGAAUAUGUCGUAUAUUAACUACACCAAGUGGCAAUGCUCUAUUGGUUGGAAUUGGUGGUUCAGGGCGACAAUCUCUUACUCGUUUAGCAGCAGCCAUUUGUAGUUAUAAUGUUUUUCAACCAGAAAUAACUAAAAGCUACACUUUUAAUGAGUGGAGAGAUGACAUGAAAAUGAUAUUAAAAGAAUCAGGAGGAAAAAAUAGGCCCACAGUAUUUUUAUUUGCUGAAGGUCAAAUAAAAGAAGAAUACUUUUUACAAGAUAUUGAUGCAUUAUUAAACUCUGGAGAAAUACCGAAUCUCUUUGCCAUGGAUGAGCAACAAGAAAUUUUAGAGAUGGUCAGGUUAGCAGCUCAAGGUGGAAACCGAAACUUAGAUAUUGCUCCAUUAGUAGUUUUUAACUAUUUUACUAAUAGAUGCAAACAAAAUUUACACAUUUGUUUAUGCUUCAGUCCAAUUGGAUCAAGUUUUAGAAAUCGUCUUAGAUUAUACCCAUCAAUGGUCAGUUGUUGUACAAUUGACUGGUUUGAAGACUGGCCAGAAGAUGCGUUAGAAAUGGUUGCUCGUAAAUAUUUGAGUGGUGUAAAUCUUUCAGAUAAAAUAAAAAAUUCAGCAGUAACAGUUUGUCAAAGUUUUCACGUUGAUGCUCGAAAGCUCUCGUCUGAUUUUUAUAAAAUAACACAUCGUCAUACAUAUGUUACAUCUGCAUCUUACCUUGAUCUUAUUAAAGCCUAUACAGAUUGCACUAAUUUUAAACAAAAGGAAAUUAUGGAAGCAAAAAUGCGAUAUGUUGGUGGACUUCAAGAGCUAGAAUAUGCAACGGGCCAAGUCAAUCAAAUGAAAGAGGACUUAUUCAAACUACAACCUCAACUACAGAAAGCACAAAAAGAUACCGAAGAAAUGAUGAUAAUUAUAUCUCGAGAAACUGUUGAAGUUGAAAAAGCUACUGCCAGAGUCCAAGAAGAUGAAAAAGUAGCAAAUGUACAAGCUAAUGCAGCUAAUGAAUUAAAAACUGAAUGUGAAGCUGACCUAGCAUUAGCUAUACCAGUUUUAGAGGAUGCAAUUGAUGCAUUGAAUACUCUAAAACCAGCUGAUAUAACACUAGUAAAAUCAAUGAAAAAUCCACCUGACGUAGUAAAAACUGUUAUGGCUGCAGUUUGUGUCAUGAAAGGGGAAGCUCCAUAUAAAAUUCCAGAUCCUAAUAAACCUGGACAAAAAGUAUUGGAUUAUUGGGGCCCAAGUAAAAGGUUACUUGGUGACAUGAAUUUUCUACAGCAACUAAAGGAUUAUGAUAAAGAUAAUAUACCAAUUUCAAUUAUGACUGUCAUUCGAAAAACCUAUUUACCAGACAAAAAUUUUAAACCACAUAUUGUGGCUAAAGCUUCGAGUGCAGCCGAAGGCUUAUGCAAAUGGAUAAUAGCAUUAGAUAAAUAUGAUCAAGUAAUAAAAAUAGUUGCACCAAAAAAAGAAAAACUGGAAAUAGCUAAUGCUGAAUACGAAGCAACAAUGGCAAUUCUCGAAGAAAAAAGAAAGCAAGUACAACAACUACAAGAAAAAUUAGACUCUUUAAAAGAACGUUUAGAGGAAACUGAAAAAAACAAAGAAAAUUUGCUAGCUGAAGUAGCAUUAUGUGAGAGCAAAUUGUUAAAAGCUGAAAAACUUAUAGGUAGUCUUGGUGGAGAAAAACAUCGUUGGGCGCAACGUGCCGAAGAACUUCAACACAACUAUAAUUGCAUUCCAGGUGACAUUCUCAUAUCAUGUGGUAUUAUUGCAUAUUUAGCACCAUUUACGUCACAGUUCCGAAUUACGGCAGUAAAUGUUUGGAAAACGUUAUGUAAAAAUCUACAAAUCCCAAGUUCAGACGAUUAUAGCUUAAUCGAUGUAUUAGGUGUACCUAUUAAAAUUCAAAAUUGGACUAUUAAUAGCCUACCAAUGGAUUCUUUUUCAAUUAGUAAUGCCAUAAUUAUGGAUGAAUCACAGAGAUGGUCACUAUUAAUUGAUCCUCAAGGUCAAGCGCAUAAAUGGAUCAAAACAAUGGAAAGAGUGAAUGAUUUAACCAUUGUAAAAUUAAAUGACCCUACUUACAUGAAAAAUAUUGAAAUAUGUAUUGAAUUCGGAAAACCAGUAUUAAUUGAAAACGUACUUGAAGAUUUGGAUCCACCGUUAGAUCCAAUUUUAUUAAAACAAAUGUACAAACAAGGAAAUUCCUAUUAUAUUGCUCUUGGAGAUAACGUUAUUGACUAUAAUCCGAAAUUUAAGCUUUAUAUAACGUCAAAAUUAAGAAACCCUCAUUACUUACCAGAAGUGUUCAAUAAAGUGACUAUUAUUAAUUUUGCUUUAACUGUGGAAGGCUUAGAAGAUCAAUUACUUGGAAUUGUUGUUGCGAAAGAACGGCCAGAUUUAGAAUCUAAAAGACAACAGUUAAUUAUCGAAAGCGCUACAAAUACAAGAGCAUUAUUAGAUGUAGAAAAUAACAUCUUGCAAAUACUUUCAGCACCAGGAAACAUAUUAGAAGAUGAAAAUGCAGUUGAUGUAUUGGAUAAUUCUAAGGUAUUAGCAAGAGAAAUCACCAUAAAACAAGCAGCUUCAAUUGAUACUGUUGCAGUAAUAGAUCAAUUUAGAUUACAAUAUAAACCAAUCGCUGAACACUGUUCAAUACUUUAUUAUUGUAUCACCAAUUUACCUAAUCUUGAUCCUAUGUAUCAUUAUUCAUUAGUUUGGUAUAUAAACAUAUACAUAAUGACUAUUGAAACAGCAAAUAAAUCAAAAUUUAUAAACGUAAGAUUACAAGCAUUGAAAGAAACAUUUACAUACAAUUUAUACUCCAAUGUAUGUCGUUCGUUAUUUGAAAAAGAUAAAACAUUAUUCUCGUUUAUUAUGUGUUCAACUAUAAUGCUGGCUGAGAAUAAAAUAGAAAAACAAGAGUUUAUGUUCCUAAUAAGUGGCGGUGUUGGUCUAAAAAAUACUGAGAAUAAUCCAUGUGAUUGGCUUCUCGAAAAAAACUGGGAUCAGUUAUAUCGAUUAAAUGAACUAGUAAAUUUUAAAGGUAUAAAAGAACAUUUUAUUCAAAAUAUUAAUGAAUGGAAAGAGUACUACGAUCUAGUAGAACCUCAUAACUCAAAAUUUCCAAAUCCAUGGUAUGAUAAACUAAGUAAUUUUCAAAAGAUUCUUGUUAUACGCACUAUUCGACCUGACAAAGUCACACCAGUCAUAAUAAGGCUAAUAGAAAAAGAACUAGGUGAAAAGUUUACACAUCCGCCUCCAUUCGAUAUUAGCAAGUCUUACGGAGAUUCUAUUUGUUUAACUCCCCUUAUCUUUGUACUUUCACCUGGAGUGGACCCAAUGGCUAAUUUAUUACAAUUUGCUGAAAAAAAAGGCCAAUCUGAAAAGUUACAAAGUGUUUCCCUAGGCCAAGGACAAGGACCAAUCGCUGCAGCUUUAAUUGAAGACGCACAGCAAACUGGUGGUUGGGUUUGUUUACAAAAUUGUCAUCUAGCUACUUCAUGGAUGGGGAAAUUGGAAUUAAUUUGUAAUUCAUUAAAUAUGUCUAAUACAAAUAGUGCAUUUAGACUAUGGUUAACUAGUUAUCCAUCAGCACAAUUUCCAGUAUCUGUUCUUGAAAAUGGUGUAAAAAUGACUAAUGAACCUCCUAUGGGAUUACAAGCAAAUAUGCUUCGAAACUACCAAUCACACCCUGUUAAAAAUCAAGAAUUUUUUGAAGGUUGUCCAAGUAAAGAACGACCAUUUACUAAAUUGCUCUAUGGUAUUACAUUCUUCCACGCUGUAGUACAAGAAAGAAAAAAAUUUGGAGCUAUUGGUUGGAAUAUACCAUAUGGCUUCAAUGAAUCAGAUUAUAAUAUUUCAAUACUGCAACUUCAAAUGUACAUAAAUGAAUUUGAGGAUAUUCCAUUCGAUGCAAUAACAUAUUUAAUAGGAGAGUGUAAUUAUGGUGGCCGGGUAACUGACGAUUGGGAUAGACGAACUAUGAAAACUAUAUUAAAUAUUUUUUGUUGUCCUGAAGUUGUCGCAGAUCCUAAUUAUCUGUUUUGCCCUUUGAGCACCAAAUAUGGCAUACCUUUUCGAAAUAACUAUCAUGAUUUUAUUAAAAAAAUUGAGGAAAUUCCCAAAACUCCUAAUCCAGAAGUUUUUGGACUACAUAUGAAUUCAGGUAUUACCCAAGAUUUACAAACUUCGAUGCAACUUUUUAAUUCAUUAAUGUCAGUGACUGAAACUGGCGUUAGUGGUGCAGAUGAAAAUGAUUCUAUGGAUAAUUUAUUGAUGGCAAUUAUAAUGGAUAUAUUAUCGAAGCUCCCUGAAAAUUUUGACAUAGAGACUGCUGGAAAUAAAUAUCCAGUUAUGUAUAAGGAGUCAAUGAAUACAGUUCUUAUUCAAGAAAUGGAACGCUUUAAUACACUUUUAUCUGUAGUUCGCAAAAGCUUGCACGAUCUUUCGAAAGCUAUUAAGGGUGCCAUUGUAAUGACACCUGAAUUAGAAACUAUGGCUUCAUCAUUAGCAAUUUCCAAAUAUCCAAUGUUAUGGUCUAAAUAUUCAUAUCCAAGUUUAAAAUCAUUAGCAGGCUAUGUUAAAAACUUAUUGGAGAGACUACAAUUUUUUCAAAAUUGGUAUGAGAAUGGUAAACCAAAUAAUUUUUGGUUGAGUGGAUUUUUUUUCACUCAAGCAUUUUUAACGGGUACCAUGCAAAAUUUUGCUCGACGGUAUCAAAUUCCAAUAGAUCAAUUAUGUUUUGAUUUUCAAGUUCAGAAAACAGACAGGAUAAAUAAAGUACCUGAAGAUGGAGUUUACUGCUACGGAUUAUUUUUAGAUGGUGCAAGAUGGGAUAGAUCCAAAAUGGUGCUUGAAGAACAAUAUCCAAAAAUUUUAACGGAUAUUUUACCUUUAGUAUGGUUUAUUCCUAUUAGAAAAAAUGAGUUGGUGGAAAAUUAUAGAUAUGUUUGUCCUAUUUAUAAAACAUCAGAAAGAAAAGGCAUACUAUCUACCACUGGUCAUUCAACAAAUUAUGUUUUACCAAUGUUGUUAAAUACUGAUAAAAGUGCUUCACACUGGAUCUAUCGUGGGGUAGCAUUAUUAUGCCAAUUAAAUGAUUAAUAUAAUCUCAUUUCUAUCCAUUUUGUAUAUUUUUCCUUACUGUAAAUAGUUUUUUUGUGCAAUUUAAUUAUGCAAUUUUGUUAUAAUUUUUCUUAAAAAUAGUUUAUAAAUAUUUUUCUAUUCUA
Messenger RNA from Daktulosphaira vitifoliae (grape phylloxera), 12432 nucleotides. It is a transcript of the gene Dhc62B, whose product is annotated as dynein axonemal heavy chain 7. Lineage: Eukaryota; Metazoa; Arthropoda; Insecta; Hemiptera; Phylloxeridae. The transcript has 53 exons. Gene Ontology annotation, molecular function: ATP binding; dynein intermediate chain binding; dynein light intermediate chain binding. Gene Ontology annotation, biological process: microtubule-based movement. Bases 335 to 12307 code for a protein of 3990 amino acids. Gene Ontology annotation, cellular component: dynein complex. The record is from RefSeq and is a predicted model, not a curated record.